AUGCUCUCGGACAGCCACUUCAUCAUGGACAUUGCCAUCAAGGAGUGUGCACAUGUCUUCCAAGGGAUAAGCUCCCUGGUCGACAUCGGUGGAGGGCUCGGCGCGGUUGCGCAGGCUAUCUCAGCGGCCUUCCCGAGUGUGAAAUGCAGCGUGCUAGAGCUCGACCACGUCGUCAGCAAGGCUCCCAGUGACACUCAAGUGCACUACAUAGGUGGCGACAUGUUUGAGUCUGUACCACCGGCAAAUGCCAUGUUCCUGAAGUGGGUUUUGCAUGACUGGGGCGAUGCUGAUUGUAUCAAGAUACUAAAGAAUUGUAAGAAAGCUAUACCUCCCAGGGAUGCAGGAGGAAAGGUGAUAAUCCUAGAUAUGGUUAUUGGGGGCCAAUCGUCAAACAUUAAGCACAAAGAGACCCAGGUCUUGUUUGAUCUCUACAUCAUGUUUAUCAACGGCGUCGAGCGAGACGAGCAAGAGUGGAAGAAGAUCAUUUUUGAAGCUGGAUUUAGUGAUUACAAAAUCAUACCCGUUCUUGGUGUUCGGUCCAUCAUUGAGGUCUACCCAUAA
This is a messenger RNA of Miscanthus lutarioriparius, 561 nucleotides long. The record is from the annotation of a GenBank genome assembly. NCBI's taxonomy places the organism in Eukaryota, Viridiplantae, Streptophyta, Magnoliopsida, Poales, Poaceae.